This is a messenger RNA of Galeopterus variegatus (Sunda flying lemur), 3887 nucleotides long. It is a transcript of the gene PTPRJ, whose product is annotated as protein tyrosine phosphatase, receptor type, J. The transcript is spliced from 18 exons. Gene Ontology annotation, molecular function: cadherin binding; protein tyrosine phosphatase activity. The record is from RefSeq and is a predicted model, not a curated record. The coding region runs from base 1 to 2433 and encodes 810 amino acids. Gene Ontology annotation, biological process: protein dephosphorylation; angiogenesis. Lineage: Eukaryota; Metazoa; Chordata; Mammalia; Dermoptera; Cynocephalidae.
AUGUCUCGCUUUCUUGCACAUGGUCCAGUGAGCCAAGACCUCGGCGCAGUGUUUGACAUCCGCGUGGUCCAUGUUACCACCACUGAAAUGGAGCUGGAGUGGCAGAAUAUAGACCACAGCUCUGAGUACAUCUACUAUUUACAUAUACAGUCUGUGAAGGGCUCUCACACAACCAACAGUUCUCACAGAGCGAUCACUCUGCAGGACCUAAUCCCAGGCACCUUGUAUAACAUCACAGUCUCUCCAGAAGUGGACCAUGUCCUGGGGGUCUCCAACUCCACUGAACAGUACACACGGCCUAGCGAUGUGGUCAACAUUGAAAUAAGUACCAACAGCACAGAAGCAGCCUUAAGUUGGCAGAACCUUGAUGAAGCCUCUCCCACAUAUUCUUACCGCCUUCUCAUUAAGGAUGGAAAUUCCAGCAACGCAACCCAAGUAGUCACGGGCACUGGAAUCAAAUACACGACAGUCACUGAGUUAACACCAGGCUUGUCUUACACAGUAGAGAUCUUUGCACAAGUGGGAAAUGUUACUGAGUCACUGGAGCCUGGCCGGAAGUCAUUCUGCACAGAUCCUGCAUCGGUGGCCUCCUUCCACUGUGAAGUGGUCCCCAGAGAGCCGGCCUUGGUGCUCAAAUGGGCCUGCCCUCCUGGCACCAAUGCUGGCUUCCACCUGGGGCUCAGCAGUGGAGCCUGGAGCAACGAGACACGCCUGGAGAGCUGCUCCUCGGAGAACGGCACCGAGUACAGGGCAGAAGUCAAGCAUUUGAAGUUUUCUACCUCGUACAAUAUCAACAUCACCACCUUGUCCUGUGAAAAGAUGGCACCCCCUGCCCAAAACUCCUGCAGCACUGGCAUCACAGACCCUCCUCCACCAGAUGGAUCCCCUAAUAUUACAUCUGUCAGUCACAAUUCAGUAAAGGUCAAGUUCAGUGGGUUUGAAGCCAGCCAUGGACCCCUCAAAGCCUAUGCUGUUGUUCUCACCACAAGCGAUGCUGGUCACCCUUCUGCAGAUGUUUUGAAAUAUACAUAUGAAGAUUUCAAAAAGGGGGCCUCAGAUACUUAUGUGACAUACCUCAUAAGAACAGAAGAAAAGGGACGUUCUCGGGUCUCCUCUGAAGUUCUGAAAUAUGAAAUUGAUGUUGGGAACGAGUCCACCACACUCGCCUACUACAACGGGAAGCUGAAGCCUCUGGGCUCCUACCGGGCUUGUGUGGCCGGCUUCACCAAUAUCACCUUUAACCCUCGCCAUGCGGGCCUCAUCGAUGGGUCUGAGAGCUACGUGUCCUUCAGUCCCUAUUCAGAUGCCGUUUUCUUGCCCCAGGAUCCAGGUGUCAUCUGUGGAGCGGUUUUUGGAUGUAUCUUUGGUGCUCUGGUUAUUGUGGCUGUGGGAGGCUUCAUCUUCUGGAGAAAGAAAAGGAAAGAUGCAAAGAACAGUGAUGUGUCCUUUUCUCAAAUUAAACCUAAAAAAUCUAAGUUGAUCAGAGUAGAGAAUUUUGAGGCCUACUUUAAGAAACAGCAAGCUGACUCCAACUGUGGGUUCGCAGAAGAAUAUGAAGAUCUGAAGCUUGUUGGAAUUAGUCAACCUAAGUAUGUAGCUGAAUUGGCCGAGAAUAGAGGAAAGAAUCGCUAUAAUAAUGUCCUGCCCUAUGAUAUUUCCCGUGUCAGACUUUUAGUCCAGACCCGUUCAACCGACGACUACAUCAAUGCCAACUACAUACCUGGCUACCAUUCCAAGAAAGAUUUUAUUGCUGCACAAGGACCUUUACCCAACACUUUGAAAGAUUUUUGGCGUAUGGUUUGGGAGAAAAAUGUAUAUGCCAUUGUUAUGUUGACCAAAUGUGUUGAACAGGGAAGGACCAAGUGUGAGGAGUACUGGCCCUCCACGCAGGCUCAGGACUACGGGGACAUAACUGUGGCAAUGACAUCAGAAGUUGUUCUUCCAGAAUGGACCGUCAGAGAUUUCACAGUAAAAAAUAUCCAGACGAGUGAGAGUCACUCUCUGCGACAGUUCCAUUUCACCUCCUGGCCAGACCACGGUGUUCCUGACACCACUGACCUGCUCAUCAACUUUCGGUACUUGGUUCGUGACUACAUGAAGCAGAUUCCUCCCGAAUCACCAAUUCUGGUGCAUUGCAGUGCUGGGGUUGGAAGGACGGGCACUUUCAUUGCCAUUGACCGUCUGAUCUACCAGAUAGAGAACGAGAACACUGUGGAUGUGUACGGGAUUGUGUACGACCUUCGAAUGCACAGGUCUUUAAUGGUGCAGACAGAGGACCAGUAUGUUUUCCUCAACCAAUGUGUUUUGGAUAUUAUCAGAUCCCAGAAAGACUCAAAAGUAGAUCUCAUCUAUCAGAACACAACCGCAAUGACAAUCUAUGAAAACCUUGCACCAGUGACUGCAUUUGGAAAGACAAAUGGUUACAUCACCUAAUUCCAAAGGAAAACCUUUCUGGAGUUAACCAGACCCUCUCACCCACAGCCAAGGAAAAUGCCCCAAUGUUGACAUGUUUUUCUAUGUCUAAUAUCUUAAUUCUUUGUGCUGUUUUGUUAGAACUAAUUUUGAGGGUGUGAAGCUGCACAUGUAAAAAGAUGAGUGAGAAGUUGGGGCUGUCGGGGGCUGUGGAUGGUGGGGAGCAAAUUAGCUGCGUUCCUGAUGACCAAUGGGAUGAGUUCACUUUUUUUUUUCUUGAGUAUCGUGGAAAACCAGGAAAAGUGAGCUAUGACGUUUAUUUUCCUUUUUCAAAACAGGUUCUUUUUUUAAAAAAGACUAUUUUAUAUGAUUCACAUGCUAAAGCCAGGAUUGUGUUGGGUUGAAUAUAUUUUAAGUAUCAGAGGUCUAUUUUUACCUACUGUAUCUUGGAAUCUAGCUGAUGGAAAAUAUCUAAUUGUGGAUGAUUAUUGUGUAGGAAGGGGUAUGUGGUGCCUCUUCUGAAUGGAUUUUCUAUUUGAACAUGUGCCUUUUCUGAAUUAUGCUUCCACAGGCAAAACUCAGUAGAUAUCUCUAUUUUUGUAUUGAAUCUCAUAAUUGGAAUAUAUGGAAUAUUUAAACAGUAGUUUAGCAUCAGAGGUUAUUAGCCUUUGCAGCAACAUUCCUGUUUUCAUUAGAUUAGAGGAGGACUCUUUACCCCCACCCCCCACUCCCCAUAUAUUUGUGCUCCAUUUUUUCUUCCUUUUUCCCUCCCAGUUUUCUUCAAAGACUCUUCUGUUGGCAACAUUUUCAGCCCAUGGGGUUGGGUGAGAAUGGAAACUAAAUAUUACCUUGAGAAUUUCUGUGGGCAAGGGGUAGGAGAAGCAGAGGAAACCUCUGGUGACAUAAAUGUUUUUCUUGUCCCUGUUUUAUCCUUUUUCUUGUUUCUGUAUUUGGUAAGAAGGAUUAUUUAAAGGUGCAAUAUGUGACUUAGUGAUUCAUGAUACUCUAGGUUUUUAGCAACGUUUUACUCAGGUUGGCAUUUUGUGUGUGUCUGUGUGUGCGUGCGUGUGUGUUUUUAAAAGCGUGGCAAUCUGUGAACACUUCAGUGUGAACUCUGUGUCCGAUUAAUCCCUCCUCCCCCAAAGUCCACUGGCUUUAGUCUCUGCAGUGACACAUAUCGGAAUCUACUGUAUAUAUAUAUAUGUACUAAACUCUUAAAAACAGUCAUUCCUAUGAACUGAGGUGUAUAAAGUUUGAAUUUGUAUCAAAGAUGUAAUUAUUAUUUUUAAAACCUCUUUCACUAUACUGCUGCUGUAAUUUGAUUUUUUUAAUGUAGAUUAAUUGUUUUUUUUUUUUUUGCUUCAGGUGUGUAUGCACCCAGAAUUUCAGAAGUUAUGUGGAUUUAUUUUUAUUGGUACAUAAUCUGUAAACUUCUCAAGGCAUUAACAUGAAAGGAUUUGUUUCUUUUUAUUUUA